Messenger RNA from Carassius gibelio (silver crucian carp), 1712 nucleotides. RefSeq names its product voltage-dependent anion-selective channel protein 1. Gene Ontology annotation, cellular component: mitochondrial outer membrane. Gene Ontology annotation, molecular function: voltage-gated monoatomic anion channel activity. Gene Ontology annotation, biological process: monoatomic anion transmembrane transport. Bases 155 to 1006 code for a protein of 283 amino acids. The record is from RefSeq and is a predicted model, not a curated record. The transcript is spliced from 9 exons. Lineage: Eukaryota; Metazoa; Chordata; Actinopteri; Cypriniformes; Cyprinidae.
GAGGUGGAAUCUGCUGAGAUGAUGCUCCAGUCCAGAUGAUUCUGCACGCGUGACGUCGUUACGCUCUUGCGUGAGUGGCGUAGUUCUGUGCACGUCGCAUCCUCUCGGCUGAGUCCUGCCCGGCGCUGCACUGUUCUCACGACUUACACAGACAAUGGCUGUUCCUCCAACAUACGUGGACCUGGGCAAGUCUGCCAGGGACAUCUUCACCAAAGGAUAUGGUUUUGGUCUGAUCAAGCUGGACUUGAAAACGAGGUCAGAGAGUGGAUUGGAGUUCAAGAGCUCCGGCUCGGCCAACACCGAGACCAGCAAGGUAGCAGGAACACUGGAGACCAAGUACAAGUGGGCAGAACACGGCCUGACCUUCACUGAGAAGUGGAACACGGACAACACUCUGGGCACGGAGAUCACUCUGGAGGACCAGCUGGCUAAAGGACUGAAGCUGACGCUGGAUUCCUCCUUCUCUCCGAACACUGGCAAGAAGAGCGGGAAGAUCAAGAGCGGCUACCAGCACGAGCACAUCAACCUGGGCUGUGACGUGGACUACGACAUCAAUGGCACCGCGGUGCACGGAGCCGUGGUCGUGGGCUUCGAGGGCUGGCUGGCCGGGUACCAGAUGACCUUCGAGGCUGGGAGGAACCGGGUCACUCAGAGCAACUUCGCUGUGGGCUACAAGACCGACGAGUUCCAGCUCCACACAAACGUGAAUGAUGGAACAGAAUUCGGAGGCUCCAUUUACCAGAAGGUGAAUGAUAAUCUGGAGACAGCGGUCAAUCUGUCCUGGACCGCCGGCAACAGCAACACCCGCUUUGGCAUCGCUGCCAAGUAUCAGAUCGAUGCCGACGCUUCCUUCUCGGCCAAAGUGAAUAAUUCUAGCCUCGUCGGCCUGGGAUAUACUCAAACCUUGAAGCCUGGUAUAAAGCUGACCCUCUCUGCUCUUCUGGAUGGGAAGAACAUUAACGCAGGUGGACACAAACUGGGUUUGGGUCUGGAGUUUGAGGCAUAGGAAGCUGAGGAUUGCAAUAAUCCUGUCUUGAUAUAUAUAUAUUUUGAAUACCUAUCCUCACACACCUUGUUUCUCUUCGAUGCCCUGACCAAGGACACACACUAUACACUUGUCAAAUCCUGCAUUAGUGAUGGCUCACUUCUUCAGAGAGGGCAACAAAUGCAUAUUUACCAGGUCACACAGAAUGAGAGAAGAGCAUCUGUAAAGCUGUAAAUGGCUUGAAAAUGUAUUUUCACUACACUCAACAUUAUUUAUUACAGUGUUGAUCACGAUUGAAUAUAUUAGUGAUGUUUCAGUUUUGGGAAGGGGAGCACUGGGUAGAAAGGCAGAUGUUUGUAUCAGACAACACUAAUAUUAGGUCACAACAUUCCUGAUCUACAGCUUGAACGAAGGGACCUGUAUGACACUGAGACCUCUUUAGUUGGGUGCGUUUAUGUUUUUGUCUCGUCUGUGUGAGUGAAACCACAUGUGUAUCUCGUCCAUUAUUGUUUUUCCGCUGCAUACUGCCUGUUCCUUUGAUAGCAAAACUCUUUCAGCUCUCCCUGAACUAAAGGAGGCUGGAAACAAGCUCCUGACACAUUGGAUAGAGCAUAAAAGAUCUGAACAGGUGGAUGUAGUCCUCCGUUUCUAAAUGUAGGAUAAGAAUACUGUGGAUUUAGCAGUAUGGAUACUUUAAGUUGAAUAAAACAUUUCAACCUGGACCACA